AUGCGGUUCGACGAUUGGGAUAUUCUGCUCUUCCCCAGAGACUGCAAAGUGCCAGUCAAAGAGUUCAAAGUGGCCUGUCAUGCAAUCCACGACCCAGAAUUCUCCAAUCCGCAUGGCCCAUUUGGCCUGCCCACAGUCUGCGGGUUUAUUCCGAGUUUAGCUGCCGGAACUCCUUUCCAAAUCUCGAUCCAUUCCUGGUCUGCUCCGUCUGUCAGCCAGUUCACCAGAUGCUACAGCAAAUAUGGUGAAUGUGCCAAUUUUGAGGCUCGGGUGUUUGUCGACGGGCAACUGGUUGCUUCUGCGUCUCUUGAUAGGGAAAGUGAUUGGCCACACGUUAUUAUUCACAGUUUUGGAAUGUCAAAGAACGGAGACUUGGAGCCUCUUCGGUUCCCCAGCUUUCGACAGGAGCUUCUGCGGCAAAACCAUUGGAACCCGGCCGAUGACUUUGGUCGAAUCAAGAUUGUAAUCAGCGAAGGCUUUCCACGGGACUCUCUUUCUAUGCCCAUUGAACGGGUGAAGAAUGUUGUCGCUUUCUCUUUCCAACAUGCGCCUCUCGAGAUACUUGAAGCAUCUGGUAUCGCGUGGCCCAAUCCUUCAAUGUGGAGACGGAUUCCAGUUGCUACGUCGAUGACUGUCCCCAGCUACCCUUCCGAUGAUACCGAAUCGCACGCUCACUCGCCGAGAAGAAAGCAUAGUCGAACCAAUGCAGGCCUGACCAAAUCUUCGACAGAAAAUGUCCACAAGAUUAUCACCAACCGGUCCCUUCGGCUUGGGCAGCGGAAAACUAGUAUGCAGAGCGGCAGCAGUCGCUCUACCUCUGGAAGCACUAGUACCGGCACAAUGGAGACUGUCAAUGAUUCGGAUGCAUAUUUCGAUUGGCUGAACGGCAUGGGCCUCGGAAUGCCUGACAUGUAUCGACUUAGAGAACAAGAAAAUUUCCCGGAUAUACGCCAAAUUGGAAGAAAGUCAUCCAACGUUAAUGCCCAAGGCCACAUGGUGGGUAAAACCUCUUACUCGGGUCAAAGAUUCGGCUUGCAGGAGCUUGGAGACGAAGAAGAAAGCGACAGUCUUGGUUACUUGAGAAUUCCCAGUGAAGCGCUGGAUUUCAAUACAUCUUAUAGCCAAGACAUGCAAGGUACGGACGGAGAGGAGAGAGUCAAGUUUGCAUUUGAUAAUGACCUUGACUUUGAGCGCACAGGGCUAUUUCUGCCUCGGAUUCCGCAAGAAAAUUCGCUAUCGAUCGAUUUCCAAAACACUCUGGCCCAUUCGCUGCUUAAUCAACCAAUGCCUGCUCACAUGCUAGCAAACAAUCUUCAUACCACCUCUGUUCCGGAAUUAAGAGUACCCCGAGAAGAUUAUAUCCCUCAAACGGCAGGCCCAUCUCCCUCAACCACAUCCUCAGUAUCAGCUUCCCUGAGAGAUCAAUUUGAAGUGGGCAAGACUGCACAGCAUCCAUAUACAGCACGCAAAGCGAUGUUGCGAACAGAAUCGUUUGACUCCAGGGUGCGUACGUCAACUCGUCCAGACGCCAAGCAGCAUAUAUCUUCUGUUCUAUCGACUCAAGAAAGUGAACCGGUAGAAGAGUUUGCUAUGGAGAAUGCGGCAACACACACGGGCGAUAAGGGAGCUAAAAGGCGCCGCGAUUCGACUUUGACACCCACAAGUGCUGCAAAGAGCGACGAUAAUCACAAUAGAUCGAGCCCAAGAGCUCGCCUCACUGCUUUGCUAGCACACAGCCCAACUGCCGACUGCCAGUAA
This is a messenger RNA of Trichoderma atroviride IMI 206040, 1758 nucleotides long. RefSeq lists its product as uncharacterized. Lineage: Eukaryota; Fungi; Ascomycota; Sordariomycetes; Hypocreales; Hypocreaceae. The record is from RefSeq and is a predicted model, not a curated record.